AUGGCACGAGCAACUGCUUUUAAUUGUUAUACAGUAGGAGAAUUUUUCACCAAUCUAAAAGAUGUUCGUCUACGACACAAGUUUCAGCCACAAAACAUAUAUAAUGUUGAUGAGACAGGUCUCACAACUGUUCAAAAACCAGUUAAAGUAAUUGCUAAAAAAGGAGAUAAACAAGUUGGAAGGAUAACUUCAGCAGAAAGAGGGACAUUGGUAACAGUUUGUUGUGCAGUCAAUGCAAUAGGAAACUCAAUCCCUCCAUUUUUUAUUUUUCCAAGAGUUCAUUUCAAAGGAAGUAUGAUAAAUGGUGGUCCACCUGGAUGUGUUGGGGUUGCAAACCCAUCUGGUUGGAUGAAUGUUGCAACGUUUUUAGAGUGGAUGAAACAUUUUAUUGAAAAUGUGAAAUGUUCACCAGCUAAUCCAAUGCUUUUACUUCUUGACAACCAUGAGAGCCAUGUUUCAAUUGUGUGUUUAGAUUUAGCAAAAAAAAAUGGCAUAACUAUGCUGUCCUUUCCACCACAUUGUAGUCACAAGUUGCAGCCAUUAGAUCGGUCAGUUUAUGGGCCACUGAAACGUUAUUACAAUGCAGCCUGUGAUGAUUGGAUUGUAUCUAAUCCAAGACCGAUGACCAUAUAUGAUAUAGCUUCAGUUGUAAGGAAAGCCUAUGCACAAGCUUUUACUUUGUCUAACAUUUCUGCAGGAUUUGCUGUGGCAAGAAUUGAACCCUUCAAUCCUAACAUAUUUUCUGAUAAUGAGUUUUUGUCUUGA
This is a messenger RNA of Hydra vulgaris (swiftwater hydra), 765 nucleotides long. RefSeq lists its product as uncharacterized. Gene Ontology annotation, cellular component: nucleus. Gene Ontology annotation, molecular function: DNA binding. The record is from RefSeq and is a predicted model, not a curated record. NCBI's taxonomy places the organism in Eukaryota, Metazoa, Cnidaria, Hydrozoa, Anthoathecata, Hydridae.